Messenger RNA from Haemonchus placei, 354 nucleotides. The record is from the annotation of a GenBank genome assembly. Lineage: Eukaryota; Metazoa; Nematoda; Chromadorea; Rhabditida; Trichostrongylidae.
AUGAAAUUUACGAAUCAGUGUCGAACCGUAGCUGAUUUCAGCUUUAUCCAAUGCUGCCACUCAUGUCAUUUUAACGAAGGUCUUUUCACAGCUAAAGGUCAACCGGUGACUAGCAAUCUUUACCUGAGAGAUGCUGAAGAGCUUCUGUUGAAUGACGAUACUUCGAAGUGUUUCGACAGGCAUGGAAGCGCAUUCUGCGAAGCAUUCGCCUCCAGACAGGGCGCAUUCAGCCGCAGUGGAUUUACGUGCCAACACUCUGCCCUCGCCUUCAGAAUAUGCCGGAAAACAUGCGGAUACUGCACAGGGCAACUAUUUAGCACUAAAGAUAGAAUAUGUAAUGACCUGCCUUCAUGA